AUGGAAUCUAAAGAAUUCCCUAAAAUUUUGCACUUAAGAUGCUUAUUGUGCUCUCGAAAUGAUCCCAACACUGGAUUCUAUUACAUUUUUCAAAAACAUAUGCCAAAAUCAAAUAGAACAAUAAAGGCUGUUCUAACGCAUUUGGCCAAAUGCAUUAAAGAAAACUUCAAUUUCGAUUACUAUUCCACCGUGUGUGGUUUAUGCUUUGAAAAACUAUCGGAAUACGAUGAAACAAUGGUUCAAUUACUAACUCAUCAAAAAAAUCUAGGCCAAAUGUUGGAAAAAGCUAUACAAAGAUUAAAAAAUGGAACUGAUAUGGAAUCUGUUGAUGAUGAAGACAAUGAAUUUGAUCUAAUUACCGAAGAACAUGAUGAUCAUGAUUCUCAGUCUGUCAAAGACGAAGUUGCUAGCGAAUGUUCCAUAAAAAGCGACGACGAUGAUCAAUCUGAUAGCAAUGAUAUGAAUGAAGAUUCUACAAAUCUUUCAUUUCAAUGCACUAGUUGCGACGAUACUUUUAAAUCAAAUAGAGCCUUGCAAAUGCACCUUAAAAGCCAUAUAAAUUUGGUAACAUGUUCAGUUUGUGGAGUUUCUUGUAAAGACGCGGAAUACCUUGAACUGCACAUGAACAAAACCGAAAGGCAAAACCGAAACCGAAUGUCGAUAUUGUCCCAAAAAAUACUCCCGCCGCCGCCGUUUGCACGUUAUACGACACAUGCAAGUUUUUCAUUGGGAUAG
This is a messenger RNA of Episyrphus balteatus (marmalade hoverfly), 735 nucleotides long. RefSeq names its product serendipity locus protein delta-like. Lineage: Eukaryota; Metazoa; Arthropoda; Insecta; Diptera; Syrphidae. The transcript has a single exon. The record is from RefSeq and is a predicted model, not a curated record. Bases 1 to 735 code for a protein of 244 amino acids.